AUGCUUUCUUGAUUUAGAAACCGACACAUUCAAAAUCCAUCCUACAUGAAAGGAACAUGAACAUUGCAAAAUCUAGCUUUUGUAAGCAAGAAAUACAAUAGAAUAUUGUCCACAUAAAUCUAACUUAUCUUCUGCGUGCCUAAAUACAAUGGUAUAAAACAAUUCAGUGUUUUCUAGUUGGCUCUUAAAAGUCCUCACAACCCAAACUGAUGACAAUGGGAAUGAGAUAUGAUUAUAUACACCAAUGCUUCUGGCCAUGUUUCAUGCAAGACUGUCAGGUCUUUUUAUCUUAUCUCAAAUAUACCUUAUUUUUUGUGAAAGUAGGAAUUACACUCCACUGCCAUGUCUGGAAAGUGAUUAAUAGAUACAGAAAAGCUGAUGAGAAACUACUUCAUGUUUACAGCUCUGACAGUGUGGAGGCACAGGGUUAUGUACAGAAUCACAAAGAGGAAACAACUGACGGAGACCUCACGAGACUGACAUGGGAGGAAAAGUCACAAGACAAAACAAACCCACCUGAUUUUGAACGUUCCAGAGAUGAAGAUCAUCAGCUGGAGAAGGUCACAGUUGAACCAGAGAACAAUGAUUCAAAGCACAUUUCAGUUCUUUGCUCUACGUGUCAACAACCAAUAUAUCCACACCACCUUUUUAAUCACAAAAAAACCCACAAAGCCCUAACUUUGCUGGGCUUUGAUAGCCCACAAACAAAGACUAACAACAAACGACUUUUAGCUCAUAGACAGAAACUUAUAUCAGAAUUGACCCAGACUCCUAAAUAUUCUGAGAAACAAAGGCAGAAGAUUGAUUAUUCAUUUGAAUUCCUUAUGGAUAAUCAUACUCCUACAUCACAUUGGGAUCUUCCUGACAUUACCAAUCCUAGUACUUUUAAGAAAGUAAAUAAUUCUUUAAUAAAUGCAUUAGCCAUUUGUCAAGACAAAAACUCCACAUGGCAGAGGGACAUGGAAGACAGAUUUAUCGUGCUCGACAACUAUGGAAAUAGGUCAGAUACAUGUUUUCUGGGGUUAGUUGAUGGCUCUCACGGUGUGGCAGCUGCAGAAACAGUUGCAGCAGAGCUCCCACUUUUAUUUCUUGACCAGCUUGCUCAAAUGGAUUCCUCCUACGAAAAGAGUAAGGAUGAACAGCAAAUUCUAGAUUCUUUUGCCACAGUAAUCAAUGCAGAUUACAAGAAAAAAGAGAAGAUUUUCUCUGAUAAACCAGGCAGUGGCAAGACCAACAAGACCAACACUUACAAAUGGAUUCACAAAGCAUACGCCAAGUCCUUUUGGAGAAUGGAUAGACUUUUACGACUGGGAAGGAACGAGGUUUCCAAAGUUCGCUGGAGUGGCUGUUCAGCUGUUACUUGUUUGGUGGAAAGAAUCCCCAGCGAGGAGACAGAUGUCACUGAGGAAGAAGGAAGAAAACAUUCUGAAAACAACAUAGACUGUCCAUUAACCAGGACAGCCAAAGGUGCUGCUGGCUUACUGCAUAUUGCUAAUGUAGGUAAUGCACAUGCAGUCUUAUGUAAAAAUGGAAAGAGUCACUGCCUCUCAAAAGAGCACAGCACUUCUAAUGCAAGUGAGAGAAAACGUAUAUUUCAGAAUGGUGGAAAUAUCAGCACUAAUGAACCGGACGGAUUAGUGGAGGGGUACCUGAGAACUACAAGGGGUCUUGGACACCAUGGAGAUCCGGUACUGAAAAGAUCCAUUAUACCUGUACCUCAUACUAUAUCUGUCCCUAUUGAUGAUACUUGUCAGUUUCUUAUUUUAGCUUCUAAUGGGCUUUGGGAGGUUUUGGAUUACAAUGAAGUACUUGCUUUAACUCUAACAACAUUCACUCAGUAUUUGAGAAUGCAUGAAUGCGUUCAACAAAAUGGAACUUCUCCAUGUAACUGUCAGUAUUUGAUGCCGCUCACUGAAGACAAUUUAAAAGACUCAAAGGCUAUUAAAGAUCUGCAAGCUGGAACAGAGAUACUGUGCUCCGCAGACAUUUUUCUCACUGAAUCAAAAGGCAACUUGGAACGAAAUAAGCCCAAAUAUUCUAGGAUGAGCUAUUUGCAAAGUGAAGAUGAAGUUCCUAAGGAAAGCAAUGACCACAAAAAUCAAGCUGAUCCAGAACUGACUCCUUUCAGUCACAACAAAAUAAAUUCACAGAACGGAGAGAGAAAACAGUCUGAUUCUAGCACACAAGGUAGCUCUGAAGCACUGGAAGAGUUUGAGUACAGAGAACUUAAUCUAAGUAACAGUUUUCAGCCACAGUCACAGAUUGCAGUGCAAAAAGAAACAGAUACGGACACUUUCUGUGCAGCAGGUCCAAGUUGCAACCAUAAAGAGCUGCAAGAGAAUGUACUGGCAAUAGGGUCUGAAGACACAAAACAGCCCUCAAAAGACAUAAAAGCAUGCCUAACUGACUCAGGUCCACAACUGGCUGAAAAAACGGACUCCAAGAUUUUUUGUGACAAACUUACAAGUUGUGCUCGUCAAGAACUGCAAAAGACUGUAUCACCAAUGGGUUCUAAACCAUCACCACAGUUUGAAGAGGACACAGAAACAUACCCAUCCAAUUGUGAAUCACAAACUGCAGGAGGAGGCAGAGUCACCUCUGAGACACUGUACGACAAUGCAGCAAGCUACAUCAGUGAACGACUUGUACAGACUGCAUUAGCUGCAGGUUCAAGAGAUAACAUUACUAUUUUGAUUGUACUUCUAAACGGAUGCGAUAAGAUACCCAAUUACCUCAACAUUUAAAAAAUUAUCAUAGGAUAACUGGGGUGGCACAUUAGAUAGAGGACAAGCUUACAUUUAGCUGUGUCAUGAAUUUACUUGUAAUCAUCUUAAAUGCUGACCCAUAUUCAGACAUCUUGUCGGAAACUGUUCAAAUACAGUAAAACCUUCUGAAACUCGCAAUAAAAAACGCUAAUCAAAAA
This is a messenger RNA of Columba livia (rock pigeon), 2923 nucleotides long. It is a transcript of the gene PP2D1, whose product is annotated as protein phosphatase 2C like domain containing 1. Gene Ontology annotation, biological process: protein dephosphorylation. Gene Ontology annotation, molecular function: protein serine/threonine phosphatase activity. Bases 210 to 2744 code for a protein of 844 amino acids. The record is from RefSeq and is a predicted model, not a curated record. Lineage: Eukaryota; Metazoa; Chordata; Aves; Columbiformes; Columbidae. The transcript has 3 exons.